Molecule: messenger RNA, 387 nt
Organism: Clonostachys rhizophaga
Lineage: Eukaryota; Fungi; Ascomycota; Sordariomycetes; Hypocreales; Bionectriaceae
Source: the annotation of a GenBank genome assembly
AUGUCUGCUCAGAACAUCUCCACCAAUAACGCAGCCCCAGCCGUGGGACCUUAUAGCCAAGGUGUAGCCGUUCCCGCAUCGGCUAGCCUCAUCUUCACCAGCGGUCAGCUCCCGGCCGAGCAGAGCGGCAACAUUGACCUUUCUCAGCCUGUGGGUGUUUUGACUGAGCGAUGCAUCACCAACAUCAAAGGUAUUCUUGAAGCAAGCAACUCUGGAAUAGAGAAAGUUAUCAAGGCGACCGUCUUUCUCACCAGCAUGGAUUCCUUUGGCGAGGUAAACCAAGUCUACGAGAAGCAUUUCUCCCAUAAGCCUGCGCGCAGCUGUGUUGCUGUCAAGGAACUGCCAAAGGGUGUCCCCGUGGAAAUCGAGGUUAUUGCACUUGCAUGA